GUUUUUCCGACCGCGCGUCACGUUCUGUGCCAGCUUUUCAACUCAAGCCGAUCGAAACUUUUCCAGGUAGGACUUAGAGGUAGAUUUCGGCUGAUUCAGCAAUUUAAGCCAGAUUUUUUUAAACAAAAACGCAUCUUAUCUAAAGUUGCGUAAGUAUUCCAUGCUGGUACCGGAGUAGUUAGUUAGUCAAGGAUGUAACACACAAACCCACAUCGAUGUCGUUACAUAAGCGACAAUUAAAAGGAAACAAUUCCUUUGUAUGUUUACGAGCCUCGACUGAUCAACUAAAGCAACCGCACAUUUAUUCGCAUCGAACGAAUGAAAAUGAAUUGACGCAUCCAAGAAAACGUAAACCUCCACAAAUAUUCAUUUUUAUUCGUUCUGGUCGUGCGAUGCGAACAAAUGCGCGCCUACCUUUAACCCCGUUUUCCCAAAACCCAUUUACAUUAUUCAUAUUUGACGUGAAAAUCCCCAGCUUGCACCCGAAAGGGAAACACGCAACAAAAACUUACAUUCGGGAAAAUCGAAUGUCCCACUUUCUCACACAGCACCCCAAGUGAAGUGAACUAGAUUUCCAAAAGACUGUUGGCGCCUCAUUACCAGCGUCUUUCUCUGGGGAAAGUGAACGAAUCCUCCCAUCCCCAUGGCACUUGGAGGGCCUCUAUAAGCAAACCAGCGGCUCCUCCCUUAACAGAAAUGGGGGCAAGAUGACGGCCUUCCCGUGCUCCAACUCAAUGUCCCUGGUUGAAAGGAAGAAACAGCAGUGGGCAAGGGAACGAGAAGAACUGGCCAACCUCGGGGUUCAAUUCAAGCGCUCUCAGUACUCUGGCAGCGUUGACAAGGGCUCAGUAGACAGGUUGAGGUACGGGUCCAAGCAGUCCUUGGUCGAGGACUAUGAGGCCAGGGAGAGGCGGAGCAGCCUCCCUCCACUGUACAAAAACCAGUACAACUCCAACUACGACUAUCCCCCGCCUAAGGCCGAUAGGGGCGGCGAAACGUCCGGAUAUGGCAGCGACAGUUUUCCCACCCCCGAAUACAAGCCACUUCCCUCCACUGGCGAAGGCCAGUGGACCGGAAGACAGCAACAACCCUCUGGAUACGAGUCGUCUUCCAGUUACAGAGACGACCGGCCGAAAUGGGGCAAGUCCUGGCCGCCCAAGGAGCAGCCCUACAAAAGCGAACCGCCCAACUGGGUGAAAAGGGGGCUGGAGGCCGAGGGCGCCAUUGUAGUGGCGAACUCCUCGCCCUCCGUUUCGCCCGAGCAAAGAGGCGAGGAAAACGACCGCCCCUGCACCGGCUCCAGCUUCUCUCAGCACCGCUCGUAUAUUCGAGGCCAAAACGUCCACAUCGACUCAGAGGAGCUGGCCGAAAGGGAGCAGCGCCGCCAACAAGCCCUGGCACAUCAGGAUGCCAUCAGAAAACAGCUGGAAGAGCGCGAACUGAAACGGCAAGAGGAGCGAGCGAGGAGAAUUCGAGAGGAGCACGAAGAGGAGCUGAGGAUCGAGCGCGAGCAGGAGUGCGAACGCCAGCGAAAGCUGGAGGAGGAGCGGGUGCGCGAGGAGAAGCUGGAAAGGGACCGCAAGCGAAAGGAGGCAAUAAAACAGGCGCUGGAGCUGGCGGAAAAGGAGGCAAAGCUCGAGAAAAUGCGCCUAAAGAUGCAGAAGCAAAGCACCAUUCUUGAGGCGAACAUUACUGAGAACGUGAUAGAGAAAGUGAAGGUUUGCGAUGACCGAAAAACGCCCCCAGGUACUUCAAGAGUCCAGGCGGAGAACCAACUCAACAACCAGCGGGACGUGGUAGCUGUGCCGCCACGCGAGAACAUCAGCAAGGAAAUCAACAACAACUUAUCCCCUGAGCAGCGCUCAAACUCCAGAACUUUAACGCCUAGACUGCACUCGCCGCGCAACAACAGCAACAACUUCACGCCAAGACCCGAGCAGCAGUUCGCCUACGUCUUCCAACCCAGCCUCGAGGGGCUGCAGAACAUCCAGUACGCAGUGCUGAUCCCCACUGCCCAGUACUCAAUCGCUGUGGCCCCUCCAAGCGAGCGAACUGUCCCCAACUCGGCCCGGACCGAGAACCGGAUCCUCACCCCCACGCGGUACCGCAACAACGCCCCUAAAUGCGACAGCAGCACCCAAACCGAUAGUACCAUGUUCAAUUCGGCGCGCUCCUCCGACGGAGGAGACACCCACGAAAAGUACCUGAGGGAAAAAAUGUCCAACUUGGAGCUGAGCUACGAUAACAAACGCAGAGUGAGACGAAGCCGCAGCGAAACCAUGGACGACAGACCCAAAUGGGGAGUGAAUCGGCCCCCAACUCGCUACAUGAAGCAAAGCGAAAAGGACCCGGUUUAUCAGAAGCGCAAGUUGAAACGGGAGAGCGCCAACGAGAAGAACUCGAGCGAUGAUAGCCGGACUGGAACGCCCAUCCGGCAUCGGAAGAAGGACCUGAACGCAAAACGCCGCUCCAGAGCCAGAUGGCGAACAGAAGAACGCCUUUUUAGUGGCACCGACAAUACAUAUCACAGCGAACUAGUGCGGAUAGAGACCGAUAAGGACCAACUUUACCUCAAGUGCUGCUGCACGUGCAGAUGCCCGCGCCAUAGCCGCUCGAGCAGCGGUCAAGUGGACAUUUUGCGAAUCGAAGAGAACAACCAAUGGGACCCCCCUAGUGGACCCCACGGAACCCGCAGGGAAAGGGGGCACUCCUUACCAGAAUUCCACACCCACCCGCCAAGGAGCGAUCAAAACGCGGACAUUUUAAGCAAACUAUCCAGCUUGCAUAACGGCCUGUUGCUCGAGCAGGAAAAGUGGGAAAACAGCCCGCGAACCCCCAACUAA
Messenger RNA from Dendroctonus ponderosae (mountain pine beetle), 2843 nucleotides. Its product is annotated as trichohyalin. Gene Ontology annotation, cellular component: cilium; microtubule. Gene Ontology annotation, molecular function: microtubule binding. NCBI's taxonomy places the organism in Eukaryota, Metazoa, Arthropoda, Insecta, Coleoptera, Curculionidae. Gene Ontology annotation, biological process: cilium assembly. The coding region runs from base 708 to 2843 and encodes 711 amino acids. The record is from RefSeq and is a predicted model, not a curated record. The transcript has 5 exons.